This is a messenger RNA of Adineta ricciae, 1008 nucleotides long. Lineage: Eukaryota; Metazoa; Rotifera; Eurotatoria; Adinetida; Adinetidae. The record is from the annotation of a GenBank genome assembly.
AUGAAUCUAGGAUACAAGCACGACAUGAUCAGUUAUUGUACUGUAUUUCUACUUGUUCUUGUGCAGCAAACUCAUUCAUAUUUGUACUCAUGUGAUCCAACGGUAUCAUGUGGUUGUUCACCGAAUUCAGCAACAGUUUCUCGAAUCGUCGGAGGAGAAGCAGCAGCAUCGAGUACUUGGAGUUGGGCAGUGUCGAUUUCAAUAAAUAAUCAAGCAUUAUGUGGUGGAAGUGUUAUAUCAAGUUCGUGGGUAGUCACCGCAGCACAUUGUGUAUCCGGACUCGCAGCAUCAAAAGUGACUGUGUAUGCUGGUUCGAAUGCACGAUUCUCAGGGCAAUCUCGAGUCGCGUCCAGUAUUACAGUGCAUCCGAGCUACGUCAGUAGUAGUCAUGUUAAUGAUAUUGCUUUAAUACGUCUUAGUUCUCCAUUAAUAAUCUCAAAUUCAAGUGUUAAACCAGUUUGUAUACCAUCAGUCGAUUCAGCAACUCUAUCUGCUGGCGAAUGGCCAGCUGCUGAUUUAUCCGUUGUCGCAGUUGGAUGGGGUACAUUGACAGAAGAUGGUUCCUUGCCAUAUUAUCUUCAGCAAGUUACAGUUGAGACAGUAGCCUACACUGAUCCAACGUGUUCUUCGGUUUUGUACGAUCAGCAAAAACAACUCUGUGCCGGUGUUUAUGGUGGUGGUAAAGAUACAUGCCAAGGGGAUUCAGGUGGCCCACUGAUGAUGUUUACUACGAGCAAUCAAUGGGUUUUAGUCGGUCUGACUAGUUAUGGUGAUGGAUGUGCACGUGCAAACGCGAUGGGAGUUUAUACUCGUGUAGCUGCUUAUCAAGAUUGGAUACGACAAACUACCAGUGGUGCAUAUUUAAAUCCAGCGUCUUCCGUAUCAGCUAGAAUAAAUCCUAAUGUUUCAUCUUCUGCUAUAACAGAUACAACUGAUAACGCAGUACCAGUCUCUCCUGUGGCGUUUCUGAUUUCUCUACUCCUUUUUGUCGUGUUUUACUUCAUUUGA